GAGAGAGGGAGAGGGGGCAAAGAGGAGGAUUAAAGCAGAACCUCGAGAUUGGAAGAAGCCGAGGUGGUAGUCGACACCAGGAUGGGAUCCGUUUCUAAUCAGCAGUUUGAAGCAGGUUCAGGGAGAGGUACUGAGCAAGAGCUCGGAGAAUCUCCCAAGGCGAGCGUGUCUUUCGGCACCGGUCAGUGUAAAUGGUUCAACGUUCGCAUGGGAUUCGGCUUCCUUUCCAUGACCGCUCGGGAUGGAGUCCCUCUCGAUUCGCCGAUCGAUGUCUUUGUCCACCAGAGCAAGCUGCACAUGGAAGGCUUCCGCAGUUUGAAAGAGGGAGAACCAGUGGAGUUUACAUUUAAGAAAUCUUCCAAAGGUCUGGAGUCGAUUCGGGUAACGGGUCCAGGUGGCACCUCCUGCAUUGGGAGUGAAAGGAGGCCUAAAGGGAAGAACAUGCAAAAGCGAAGGCCAAAGGGAGACAGAUGUUAUAACUGUGGUGGUUUGGAUCAUCACGCGAAGGAAUGUAAACUAGCCCCCCAGCCUAAGAAGUGCCAUUAUUGCCAAAGCAUCGGCCACAUGGUGGCCAACUGCACAAUCAAAGCUGCCCAGCAACAACAAUCUGCUAGUUCUCAGGGAAGACAGGAAAGCAAGCCAACAACUGGGCCCUUGACGUCAUCCCCCUCACCAACUACACCACAAGAAGUGGGAGGAGAGCACAGCACGGCCCUACUCUUGGAAGAGACGGGGGAGCAUUUGGAAAAGCUGCUUCCAGAAACUUAUGAAAGCGCCCUGCGAGAGUUCGCCGAGGAGCCAAGUAGGCAAAGCUCGAAUUUUCAGAAAAGAAAAAAGACCUGACGCCGUCAGUGCCAGGAACCAACUCAGGAUACAAAACUACCUCAGGUUCACCUACACUGCCGAGGUCAAGAUCCAGCAAAUCUCCAAAACAAUCAAAAAACUUAAUUGUGAAUCCAACUUCUACUCAUUCUGAUGAUGGAUAGGAUUUGGAUAAACCUUCAGCAGUCUGAGGCACACUGGAACAUUCUCUUAGACAAUAGCCCCCAUAACCUUUCAACAACCCUAAUACUGCCACCACAGUUUUCAAAGCACAAUUUAAUACCCAUAAUGUCAAGACAUUCUUUGCCUAUGUUCAUUUUUCCAAAGAACCAAGAGCAAGAGAUCUAUCUUUCUUUUAAUAUAAACCUCAAUUCCCUUACCCCUUGCAAAUUGUUUUCUUCUUGGUGGUAUCAACCCUGGCUUGAGAACCACUGCAUUGAUUACUUUUGAAGGCUGACACAUUGAAUUCUGAACAAUGACAAUAUGACAGAAGGUGUUGAGGUUUCUUCACUUCUGGCCUAUACCUUGUGUGUUCUGGCAUCCUCCCCCUUCAUAGUUCAACCUUUUUUAAUUCACCAAACACCAGGUUAGAUGUCGAAGAACCAUGUGUCCUUAAAACAUUUUGAUCACAUGGGUACGUCCCACAAAGAUUGACAGUACUCGCAUCUGGGACAAUCAUUUCCCUUUUUACUGGAGGUUGAUGAUGUUAUCUCAGCAGGUAGCCAAAAGUUUAGUCCCAUAUGUCUGAAAGAUCUGCGGUUGACCAGUCACACUGAAUUAAUUCAUACAGCGAACCCAUCAUUGUGCAUCUUAUCUGACUUCUUAACACCACAGCAGUUAAAACUAAUGACACAUUUCUUUUUAUUUUGAACUCCCUAGAUGAGCAAACUGUUCUCCUCCUUGGAUACCUAUCCUGUUGUCCUACUUUUGAUCCAACUCUUGUUGUGUUCCUCAGAAGCACCGAGUUUCCUGAACCUAACUUCAGAUGAAGGAUUGCUGAUCUAAAGGAAGAAGGCUCAUAAUGAAAGGCCUGUUGCAGCUGGAUUAUGGACCCCCAAACCCGAUGUUUACUUGUUGGUCACAUCAAAAACCCGCCCAGGAGGUGAACAUUUUGCUACAAUCAAAAAAUAACCUGAUUCUUAGUUGGAAUGAAUACUACUUCAACUUUCAAUCACUGCUUUAUGUUGGGGGUGAUAGUGAGUGGUGAAGGUACAAAUAGGUAUGCAUGGAACUUUGUUAUCUGAAAAUGUUCUAGCUUGUUCAUUCCUUGACCAGCGUUUAAAAUAGAGUUUGAUACACAUCCAAGAUAUCAAUCCUAACCAGAGUUGCACAGCACAAUGUUUGUUGGAAAUCCAUUUACUCUGUUUGGCACAGAGCUUUAUGUGAAACCAAAGGCUCCAUCUGACAGUUGUUUACACUUGCUCAAACAUUCAUCAAUUUUCAGCACCUUCUGUGUUGAUGGUGCAGGGAAUUGAUAAUGAAAUUUAGUCUGAUUAAAACUCGACAUUCCGCUGCUGUAUGCUAAUGUCACUAUGUUUAAUGCUAUGGCCCAGUAAACUGCUGAAUAAAUCCUACCCACAGCUUUUCAUGACAUGGUGGCUCAGUGGUUAGCACUGCUGCCUCACGGUGCCAGCGACCUGGGUUCGAUCCCAGACUCGGGCGGCUGUGUGUAUGGAGUUUGCACACUCUUCCUGUGUCUGCGUGGGUUUGCUCCGGUUUCCUCCCACAGUCCAAAGAUGUGCAGGUUUGGUGGAUUGGCCAUGCUAAAUUGCCCUUAGAGUCCAGGGGAUGUGCAGGAUUACAAGGAUAGGGUAGGGGGGUUGGAUCUAUUGAGAUGCAGUGUGGAUUUGAUGGGAUGAAUGACCUGCUUCCACACAGUGGAGACUCUAUGAUUCGCCCACCUACUAGCAGUCAAUUGGAAAAAGUGCUUGAAGUUUGCAAUUUAGUUAUUAGCUCAUUUGGGAGUUGUUUCUCUGACAACCAACUUCAGAGGGCAUUAAGAUAUAAUCAUAUUGAUGUGGGGACUGAAGUGACAUGAUGUAUUGGCUCGGACUGGGCAAGAAUGACAGGCUUCUUUCCUUAAAGUGUUCCUUCCCGUUAGUAAACUUUCAUUGAGUUUUUAAUGACAAUUCGAUAAAUUCAUGGAGACACUUACAGGUGCAGCUUUUUACUCUGUUAGAAUCCAAACUUUCCAACUGCUGUGGUGGGAUUUGAACUCACUUCCUGCUGGGUGGCUAGUCCUGUUAAAUAAAGAAUUGAAAAUACAAGGCAAAGGAGGAUGCCUUUUGGCUCAUGAUGAUAUCUGUUUUGGCUGCAAACGAGCUGUCUGGCCUAAUCCUGUUUUCCAGCUCCUGGAAUACCUGUUUUAUAUCCAGGUAUUUUUAAAUGCAAAGAGCUUUUCACUUCUACCAAGCAGUGAGUUCCAAAUCCCUGCCACCUCGUGCGUGAAAUAACUUUGCCUUAACUCCCUCCCUAGUCUAUGUAAGAAUUACUUUACAUCCAUGCCGCUGAUCAUUGACCUCUCUGCUAAUGGACAUGGGUUCUUUGUGUCCCUCAUAAUUUUAUGCAACUUAUAAUUACACCGAACCCCAGCCUUCUCAGUUUCAGAAUAAGCCCAGUCUAGUCUUUCCUUUAUAAUUGAAGUUGUCCAUUCCUAGUGACAUUCUUGUACAUCUUCUCUGUUGCCUUGCUACUGUGAUUACAUCCUUCCUGUAUGCACUAGACUGUUUGAUGUCUAACUUGUGUUUUAUGUGGUUUUACAAUAAUCUUCUUGCUCUAUACUCUGUACCUUUUAUCCUCCUUGUGUUUUAUACACUGAAGCUAAAAUGAUCACUUCACUUGCAUGUGCUCAGUUAAAUGCAGCUGAUCAUGUUAAAUGGGUUAAUAACAUGUCAAUAGCUUUCCAGGCACAGACUUUUCAUGAGAGCCUGCUGGGAGUUCAGCAACAUACUCUAUGUCCAUGAGAAGCACCCAUGCAAGUUUCCUGCCUCAUGGAGAACUGCACAGGGAGUACCAAAACCAGGAAACAGCCUGCCAUUACUUAAACAUUGCACAAUGCAAACAGGCCUGAAAGAUACUUUGGCCAGGGUCCCAGUGGUCAUUCUGAAGUCAUGUCUUUCAGUGCUAACCCUGCAAAAUGCCAGAAGCUCAGCACUGGAGAAGACCAUGUGUGCUGGGGUUGUAUGUAGGGCCAUUAUAGGUAUAACACCUGCCUUUCUCAAGAGUGAAACAUAAGCCCCAUGGAGAUGGCAUUGAGCUCUUAAGAUCUAACUGCCAAAACUUCCAUGAAGUCCCUGUUCCUAGCCUGCACCCUGAACCUCCUUAGUGGAACUCCCUUUCCUGCUUGGAUGCACUGAUCCCAUCUUCGCUGCUGUGUGGGCACCACAAAUUCAAUUUGGGGCUGGAACAUUCUGUUUAAUGUACCAGUCUUGAGUCUGAUGGGAAC
Stegostoma tigrinum is the source of this 4267-nucleotide messenger RNA. RefSeq names its product protein lin-28 homolog A-like. The record is from RefSeq and is a predicted model, not a curated record. Lineage: Eukaryota; Metazoa; Chordata; Chondrichthyes; Orectolobiformes; Stegostomatidae. The coding region runs from base 82 to 843 and encodes 253 amino acids. Gene Ontology annotation, molecular function: nucleic acid binding; zinc ion binding. The transcript is spliced from 4 exons.